Molecule: messenger RNA, 2480 nt
Organism: Ricinus communis (castor bean)
Lineage: Eukaryota; Viridiplantae; Streptophyta; Magnoliopsida; Malpighiales; Euphorbiaceae
Product: protein SIEVE ELEMENT OCCLUSION B
Exons: 7
Coding region: 25-2190 (721 amino acids)
Biological process (GO): phloem development
Source: RefSeq, a predicted model, not a curated record
GGUAUUGAAACAUACGAUCUCACAAUGAUCCGCUGGGCCAAAUCCUCGUUAACUGAUGAUCAGAAAAUGAAGCAAAUUUUGGCAACUCAUUCACCAAAUGGCCUAGAGAUUGAUAUCCUACCUCUCCUAAAAAUAAUUGAAGAUGCUUUCUCUGAUCGGGCCAUACUUCAUGUUGCUUCACCUACUAUAAAUGCAGAAGCAGAAGCAGAAGGACAAAAGGAGGAAAAGGCUCUUGUUACUAAGCUUUCAUUUGAAGCAGAAUCAGAAGCAGAAAGGAGCAAGGAGCACAAGGCUCUUGUUGCCCCCCUUCCAUCCGAUAUUGACAGAAUUUCAUCAGAGAUUUGCUACUCGACUCAAAUUAAUGGAGCAGAUGUGGAUGCAACGACGUUAUCAUUAUUCAAUAUGCUAGCCAAAUAUUCAUGGGACGCAAAGUUGGUGCUGACCAUGGCAGCUUUUGCUUUGAACUAUGCAAAAUUCUUCCUCUUACUCCGCCUUUAUCCCUCCACAAACCGAACUAUCAUCAAGACACUGGCAACCAUCAAGGGAUUGCCUUUCAUCUUCGAAUACACAAACGAAUCAAUUAAAUGUAGGUCCGAUGAAAUCGACAAACUGAUUCAGGCCAUGAUGGAUGCCACUAGGUCUGUGGUUAAGUUCAGGAAGCUCCCCCCUGUGUACAUUUCUCUGGAAGCAUCAGCACUGUCCACAGCUCUUGCCCACAUCCCAACUGUUGUCUACUUGAUCAUAAGGAGCAUUGUCGCUUGCUCAACUGAAUUUGCCAGUUUCACCAACGUGGCACUCGGGACUGUGAGGGAGCUGUCCGAAUUGACUGAGAAACUAGUCCAAAGAUGCAACGUUCUAAAGCAGCAGCUGGAAAUUUGCCAAGAACACAUAGAAAAGAAGAGGAAUGUUGAAGCCUAUUUAAAGCUUCUAAAUUGUUUCGAUACAGCCAACAAGGACAACAUAGAAAGCCUUAAAGCCUUUAUCAAAGCCAAGGAUGGCGAUCUCCCACUCUUCAAUGGAGCUACCAAGAAAGAGGUUUUGGUUGACAUUAAUGUGCUGAGAAGGAAAAAUGUUCUCUUGCUGAUUUCUGGCCUAGACAUUUCCCAAGAUGAACUUUGGAUUCUAAAGCUGAUUUUCAGAGAGGCCAAUAUCAUCGCAACCAGGCAUGAGCGUCAGUAUGAGGUGGUUUGGGUCCCAAUAACAAACCAUUCAGUCCAACGGACUGAUCUAAUGGAAAAUGAAAUAAUUAAGAACCUGAAAUAUACCAUGCCAUGGUACUCUGUUCAGAACCCAACUCUGAUAGACAAAGUGGUGAUUAAAUUGAUCAAGGAGGUGUGGCACUUCCGCAAUAACACUGUACUUGUGGCCCUUGACUCUCAAGGUAGAGUGGUUUCCCCUUAUGCUCUCCACUUGAUGUGGAUCUGGGGAUCGCAUGCUUUCCCUUUCACUAGGUCGAGACAAGAAUCUCUCUGGAAGGAUGAGACAUGGAGGCUUGAACUUCUAGUCGAUGGCCUUGAUGCAACGAUACUCAGAUGGGCUUUUGAAGAAAAGCACAUUUUCAUAUUCGGAGGUGAUGAUGUUGAAUGGGUGAAGACUUUCACGGCCACCGCACGAGAAAUCGCACAUGCAGCACGUUUCCAACUGGAGUUAGUCUAUGUGGGAAACAGAAGCAAGAGGGACAAGAUCAAGCAAAUCAUAGAUUCAAUAGAAAAAGAUAAACUCAAUACUUACUUCUGGCAUGACCUUACCGCAAUAUGGUACUUCUGGACCAGGCUAGAAAGCAUGCUAUUCUGCAAGAUUCAGCUAGGAAAUAAGUUUGAAGAGAAUGAUGGAAUCAUGCAGGAACUCAAGAAACUUCUUAGCUAUGAGAAAGAAGGUAGAUGGGCUAUGCUUACGAGAGGCUCUAAUAUUAUGGUAAACGGUGCCGGUGCUAAAGUUCUGCAUGCGUUAACAGAGUAUGACCCAUUGAACGAUCUCAAUUCUCCUAAUCAGGACUUUGGUCUAUCCUUCAAAGACCACUACAACAAGAUUAAUACAGGCACUAGUGUUCAUUCUUGCUGCCGCUUCAGUUUUCCCACUGCUGCCAGAAGGUUCCCUAAGCGCACGACAUGCCCCGAGUGUCACCGCAUAAUGGCGAAACAGAUUGUGUUAAGCUGCUGCCACAAGGGCAUCUCAGAAAUACCCUUUUAAUUAAGGGUGUCACUCUAGCAUUCUUGAAAAAUUUCUCUACAUAUUGUUUGUCAUUUGUUGUUUAUGAUAUGUUUGGUUAAAAUUUUGAAAUAUAUAGCUCUACAUCUUCAUUUUAUUGAUUUUAAUAAAACCAUUCUCUUCAUUUCUUUUAUUGAUUAGUCUCACUCAGAUUCAAACUUGAGAAAUUUAAUAAUUAUGUAGACAUUAUUUCAAUAUAGUGUUGAGACUUGAUAAAGUAAAUUAACUUUCUAUCGGCCAUAAAAUAAAAAAAAAUCAGAAAAAAAAAAAAA